UCUUUUUUUUUUUCCGUGCCUCACGUAAACCUCAUUACGCAAGACUCUUCCUCUUUAAUAUCAUAUCGUAGCAUUUAAUUAAUUCGUAACCAGCACGAUUGCAAUGCAUAUGAAUUAUGACGUCGUCGCGACAAAAUGACAGAAAAAAAUAAAAAGAAAAAAACAUUGUCGAAAUUUAUUUGAUAUAAAUAAAUGUGGAUAUUCCACGAUUUCGUCGUUAUUAAUUUUACUAAUCCGACUUAAAUGUUUCAUCGUUGACGCGUUGAAGGUAUAUCAUAUGUAUUUAUUUGCAAUCUAUCGACAAUUUUGUUAAAUUAACGAACAGUCUAUGAACAAUAAAUUUUUCUAAUCGUUUUUCUAUCUACGAGACAACGUAUUUGGCAUGCGGUUUCAAUGUUCCCAUGUUGUUAUCCGAAGACCUCGAGUCACGUUUCAUUUUGUCAACACCGACAAAGUUCAAAUGUUUUUUUUUUUUUUUAGUUUUAUUUUUUCUUCAUUUUUUGUCGAGGAUGCGCAUCAGCUCGAUCGAUUUACAAUCAUUUCUUAUAAAUUGAAUUGAUUGUUAUCGUGAUCUAAGUCUAUCUAUAAAUUGUAAUUCGUAUUUUACAAAAUGAAUACGUCAGAAUAAUAAUUAACGUGAAAUGAAAUAGUAAAACGACUCGACGACGAAUGAUUUUGGUGUGUCAUUCGUUGGAACGCGCGACACAAUUGAAGGUCAUCCUCCCUUCAUUCCCCAUAUAAGUUUCGCUUCUGCGAAAGGGAAAAUUUGGAAAGAGCGCGUGCGUAUCGUUCUGCCCUUCUUCGUCUUUCGCGCAUAGUCUGUUCUUUCGAUCCGUGUCUGUGCUCUUGCAUCCGUUCUCGAAAUUCGCGCUAAUCCAGAUUCUCCUCUAUCUACGUGCGCAAAAAUACAACGAACAAGUACACACGUAUCUACACACAUAAGACGAAGGAGACACAAGCACGUACAACUUAUUGUCGGAUGACAGUUAAGAUCAAACGCGUUUCUCAUCAUCUCAUUCUCGUUUUCGAAAGAUAUAUUUUUUCACAUAUUUCUGGAAAGAGGGAACAACUUACCGCGCUGAUAACGUGUCGCCAAGCUUCCAGAUCAAUACGGGGAAUCGCGAACCAAAGGAAUUGGACAGUCCGAGUUCGAGUUCGAGUUCGGAUUUUCGGCUGGACUCGGACGCGAGCUCGGUAACAGGCUCAUCCUCGAAUCUCGAUACGAGAUUAUCGUCGGACGGUAAGACGGAGAAAACUUUAUCGAAGAUGAGCAGCACAAACUCAGCCGGUACCGAAUAUGGACGAGGACGAGGACACGGUCACACCGAUAAUUCAUGCGGCUUGGUGGGUUCUCUCUUUUCCGGUGGUUGUCGCGGAAGAGCGGAAGCCUUUGCUCGACGUCUUCAUCGACGGCUUACAUCAUUGGGUAACGCGGAUGAUUCUUCGCGCGGUAUCUCGCCGACUACGACGUCAACGUCCUCAUCAGCAGAAGUGGCGGUGGCGGCGGCGGCGGCGGCAGCAGUGAUUACCAAGCCGAUAACGCGCGAGGUUGCCUCGUGGUUGCAUGCACCCUCCGAAACAGCCGCUGGUAAUCCCAUAGAUCGUAUUUUUCGGCGUCAAUCGCGAAACAGUCCGGAAACGGAACUUUAUUGCGACUUCGAAGAUGAUCUAGAUUUCGAACACGAACCAGGCUCACCCGCCGAAGAAGUCACGCCGGCGGAAUUAGCUGAUUUGUUGGUAAAUACUGAAAUUCUUAAGACGAAUCAUCACGAAACUUGUCAUUGUUCACCGAACGGUCCGAGGCUAGGAAUCGAUCAGGAGUCCGAGUCGGAAUGCGUUUUCGCUUCGCCGGCAAGUGGAACCUCGCCAGCGAGCGAGGCUUCCGAGAUUUACUUUGAUCCAGAAUCGUCAGACGCAGAAAAGAUUAAGAACGAGGUUUACUUUGAUCCUGUUACAAGUUCCGAGAGCGAGUCAACUUCAAAUGUCUGUAACAAUUUGGAUGAUGUCUCGGUGAAAGAAAAGCCAUCGUUGUCGGUAGAUGGAUCGUCUAUAUAUCGAGAGGAUUCGUCGGACUCGAGUCUAUCCGUGAGUAAGUACAAACCGUUGCCCUUGGAGAGGUUUCGCCUCGAUACUCGUCAGAAUAGACCCACUAAAGAGGAAUGCAGUUCAGAAGAUUCGUUGAACGAUAGGAGCUCUCGCGAGACCACUUCACCGAGUCACGAAUCUCUUUGGAGCACUUUCGACGACGAUAGCACCGUUUCCCUUCGUGACGAGACUACCAGGCCCGGCAACAAUUAUCUACCAACGUGCAAACAUCUUCCAAAGUCGCAUUCGGACUCAGAGAUACUGGACAACAUAGGUACAAUAACUUUGGCCCCGAGUACCUUACCAAGAACGAUCGAGAAAAACGAGGAGGAAGGAUACGAUAUUAUUGAUUUUCUCAGUUUCCCGGAAGAACUUACUCAAGAUCCGAUCAAAGAACAAGACUCCUCCUCUUGCGAUUUUACUGACGACAAACUCAUUGGAAAUGUUACUACGGAGGAGGCGGAAACGAUUAGCGACGAUAGUCCUACGGAUGCAAACGGCCAAAUAGACACAGAUCUGGAAGAGUCAGCUAUCAACGAUGGGGACCUCUCCGUUUAUGUUAGUACAUUGAAUAUAGCCGAUCAACUCGUAGUAGAAUGUCCCACAGGAAGAAGACUGACGGAAAAAUUGAAUAAACCUGUAAUGAACGAAGUGACUUUGCAAAUCGAGAAUGAAACAGUAUUAAAUGCAAAGAGCGAUGAGAAAAUAUCUCUAUUCUUGUUGGACCUGGACAAAGAGAAGUCUAACAAAGAUCGGAGUGGUUCAAUAAAUAGGAACAAGUGGGGGGACGAGCGAGUAGCCUCGAAAGAAGCUAAAGAAGAAAACGAAGAUGUGGAGGAUGACGAAGAGGAGGGAGAGGGGAGGGAGUCAAUGGAAGAAGGAAGACCGCGGAGGCUCAGACGAUGUUCCUCAUUGAAGACUGGUAAGACGCCACCGGGAACACCCGGAAGAAAAAAGAUCGUUAGAUUUGCUGAUGUUUUGGGCUUGGAUCUUGCGGAUGUAAGAACCUUCCUUGACGAAAUACCAAAGAUACCAAAUUCGGCAUAUAGCGAUUUGAUAUACGACGACAGUUUCCAAAAAGAAAGCAGUCCGGCGAAUCUCGGCCUUUCUACGAGCUGGCAACAACGAUAUUCUCCCGCGUCCACAUCAAGAGUCGUUGAUAGGACAUUAGUACCGCUCUUUCAACAACCCGGUGGACUUCCAAAUUUCCUCGAUUUCGUUCGAGAACGUAAAGUGUGCUUGGAAAAUGUUCUUGUCCAGGAUCCGUUAACUCUUUGCAUACAAGGUACAGUGAGAGUUCUCAACCUCGACUUUCACAAAUCGGUUCACAUAAGAUACACCCUAAAUUCUUGGAAGAAUUUCAGCGAUCUUCAAGCGAGCUAUAUAUCGAAUUCGUGCGACGGCUUCAGCGACAAAUUUUCUUUCAUUCUCUAUUGUCACACUCUGACGAUCGGACAGAGACUGGAAUUUGCUGUCAGAUUUCAAUGCAAAGGCACACAAUUUUGGGACAACAACGCCGGCACCAAUUACUGUUUUCAAUGCUUACCGGUCUCUUCCAGCGUCGAAUACAUCUCGGUAACGGCGAGGGAAAAUCAAAGGGACUGGUCACCUGUGUUCUAUUGAUUUCUACAUGCUCGACGACUAAAGAUUUUUAUCGUUAAACUCAUCCGGAAAUGAUACCCCAGCGGCAACACUCAAUCUCUCUACCGACGAUCGUCAAUUAUUAUUUCCUGCCAAUUUCCGAAGAAUUCAAAAUACUCAAUUAAUAGUCCAAUCGAGUCCGGUCGUGUACCGUAUCGUUUAGAAAUUCGAUUAUAUGUUCAAGAAGGAAGACUGAGUAACUGACAAUGAAAGAACAUUGAUUUCAAUGAACAUAGUCAAGUAUAUCUACAGGAUAUUUUUGUGAUUAGAGUGAUAUACGAAAGUACAAGGAAAAAAAGGAAAAAAAGCACAAAUACCUUGUCGAGAUGUCGGUGUCGUUGUAUCCAUUUUUAUGCUCUCGACUUUUUCUCUAUCGUCAUCUGUAUUUUCUUAAGCUUACCUACGUAACAGAAGGAAUCCAUCUUGCUUUGCCGACAAGAAAAUCGUCGUGCGAUGGAAUCGUAUUUAAGUAAAUCACUUUCAAUAUCGUCCGUGGUAUUUUCCGAACGCUAUGAUGCGUGUGCCUAUAUAUGCGUAUAUGCGUGCUUGUACGGUUCGAAUGAAGAAAUUUCUUAGCCGAUGACCAAUCUGAAAAUUAAAAGCACGUGUGGAUAUUACAUUAUCGCGACAAUAUUAUUAACAUCAAUAAAAAUAUGUAAUGAAAAUUAUGAUCGUUUGUUACCUUAAAUACUUCCGGAAUUGUCGGUGAAUGUUCCAUAAAAUUGAGAUUACAUUAGGAAUACAUUUUUUAGCAAACGUACAUCGUAGAAAUGAUGGCACUGAUAAUGUAAAUCUGCUUCGGUAGCGGUGUUCGUUAUUAGUAUCAGAUAUAUUUUUCUUUCUCGUCAUAUAUUAAUUGUACGUAACAAUGAAUACCUAAUUAAAUGAAUAAACGAGACGCGGAGUAGCGAGUAUUAGUCGAGUAACAUAUUGUUAAAUGCAAUAAUACGGUGGACCGGGGAUGUUGUAUCAAUCUCGUUUACUUUUAAAUUUCUCAUGACUAAUCUCUGUCGUCCAAACUCAUGUAACGCGUAAAAAUCGUCCUCUAUACCUACCUACGUGAUUAUGGACGUGCCAAACAAACGGCAAUUAUAUAUAUAUAUAUAUAUAUAUAUAUAUAUAUAUAUAUAUAUAUAUAUAUAUAUAUGUAGUUGCAGGCUUUAAAAGAGAACGUUUCGCGAGAAUAUAUAUAUAUGUAUCUGUUGGAUCAAAGAUUAGUACAAAGAGUGUUUUUCGGUAGUCGAGAUAUAUUGUAUAUGAAUAUAAUAAUAUAUCUAAUAUAUAUAUAUAUUAGAUAAACACAAAUGAAUUCAAAAGAAACAAAAUAUAUGUUUACAUAGAUGUACACGGGAAUUAGAGCUUUCAUACUCUUGACUUCAGAUGAAAAUAAUAGAAGGAAUAAAUAUUUGAGAUGAAGAAAAAACGAAACAAAAGGAAGAAGAAGAAAUAGAAAAAUGAGAAUAUAUAAUUUAUUACAUAAUCGUAAAUUUUUGUAAAUAGAAUAGUAUCAGCGUUGAGUUUAUCGUCGAGUAUAUCUGUGCACAGUUUACAGGAAAUGAAAAAGAAAGAAAAGCAAAAAAGAAAAAAGAAAAAACCAAAAAAAAAGAAACAAAAAAGAAAAGGAACAAAAAACAAAACAAAAGAGAUGUUUUAGUUGUAUAUACACUCGAAACGACGUUUAAACGACACCCUGUGAUAUGCUUUUUCGAAGAGAAGAGCGAAUUUAUUUCUGUUAAUCCUCUCCGAGAUAAGAAAACGAGACGAGAAAUCGAGUGAAGCUUUCUUAUCGUUCUAAUAAUCGCAACGCUUACCGAACGAACGAACAUGAGAAAAUUCUCCGUUCGAAAGGAAAUAUAAUAAUAAACGAAAACUCAUCGAUAUGCAAUAAAUACGAUAUAACCUGAUCGAUCAGCAGCGCGUUUUGUUUUACGUGCUUCUUCGAUAAAAAGAAAGGAUAUCACGUCUGAGAGGCUUUUGAUAAAUAUAUGUUCGAUAAUAAAAAUAUAUUAAACGGUGAAACGCAUUUAGUUUUGAGAAUGUCAAUGAUUGGACAUUUUAUCUUAGGUCCGUCCGAAAGAAGAUAUUUUUUAUUUUUAUCAGAAGCAACCUAAUAAUAAAAUAUGGAAUGGCCUUUUACGAAGAAUA
Molecule: messenger RNA, 5871 nt
Organism: Vespa crabro (European hornet)
Lineage: Eukaryota; Metazoa; Arthropoda; Insecta; Hymenoptera; Vespidae
Gene: Gbs-76A
Product: glycogen-binding subunit 76A
Exons: 2
Coding region: 1267-3708 (813 amino acids)
Biological process (GO): regulation of glycogen biosynthetic process
Cellular component (GO): protein phosphatase type 1 complex
Molecular function (GO): protein phosphatase 1 binding; glycogen binding
Source: RefSeq, a predicted model, not a curated record